AUGCCGCGCGACUCCGACAGUACGUCGUCGGCGGGCGGCCAAUCAAAACGGCCGCCCCUAUACCGGCAUCAGAGCGACAGUGUGAGCGAGCAUAACCUGCGUCAUAAACAGGUCCAAAAGCAGCAUCACGUCGGCCGUGUACACAGUCGGGUCCCAUCGUCCAAGGCCUUGGUGCAGAGAUCGAACCACUCCCAACUUUAUACCAACACCACCCUCAAUAGUGGCCGUCGGCCAGGCGUCACCUCACCCACCGAGCAGGCGCCCUCGUCAUCCCACCGCCGCUCCAUCAGCGAGGUCAAGCUGCAGCGUGAGGGCGGCUCGCCCACAUCCUUCUUGAGCAAGAACGCGGCCUCGCAGUCCAACCUCAAACGCAACCGUUCGUACGGCGAUGUCCAGCGACGCCCCAAGUCAUCGUCUGACAAGUUGAAGCGCAACUCGAGCGGACUCAGCACCGCGCGCACCCGCGGAACGACCAAGUCGCAGGUCCAUUUUGAUCUCGGCAGUGACGACCUGGACGGGCCCGACGACGAAGGCGACUGGGUCGAUGCCAGCGCCUCCAACUCGCCUCACCUGUCUCGCAAAGGCUCCGUAAAUGGUAGCGGCCAGUCGUCCCUCAUCCGACCACCACUAGGCGCUCCUGGCUCUCGACCCGACACGCCGGUCGAUCAGAAGCAGGAACAGCAGCCACAGCAGCAGCCACAACAGCAGCAGCAGCAGCAGCAGCAACAGCAACAACAGCAGCAAGUCUCUACUCCGGACCUCGAGCGCACCAACCACCAGCAGUAUCUCACAUCGCGCCUGCUGCAGCGUACACCCUCACAGGGCGCCCCGCCCAAGAUGGCCUCCGAGCUGGCCCAAGCCGGGAAUAGCAAACCGCCCAUGAUCCAUUCCCCGGACCCGCAGCCGUCACCAUCCACAACCCUGGCCGACGGCAGUAGCGAGGGGGUAACAUCCCGCUUCGUCGACAAUCCUGUGGUAUCUGGCGUGACGAGUAACGGAUCCUUCUACCACGCGCCCACGUCGUCUGGUGACACGGCCGCGCCCCCACUCGUAGAUGAACUCACCCGGCGGGCCAAGUCGACGGCCAACCUGUCUCACUCGCACAGUGAGGUGACAGAGAAGCUCCAGCAGCAGCGUCCGCUUUUCAGCGACGACAGUGAUAUCAGCGCUCUCGUCCCCAAGCCUGCACGGCGUCGCGCCGCACCCCCAGCCGAGACAUCCCGCAUCCAGCAGAAGCUCAACCUUCAACGCGCCAGCUCAGCCAUGGAGCCCGGUACCAGCGGCCCCGUUAGCAGCGGCAUGCCCAUACCGCUCAUCGGCGCAGCUGGCCCGGGGUACGACGGCGGGGGUGCCGGCCGCGACCCUCGCGUCGGCAAGCUCCUCGAGUCAACGGGGAUGGAAUACCUCGUCGUACGUCGCCACCAGAACCCGGUUGCCCGGUCUCUCAGCAGGCUGCGCCGCCUCCCCGAUGCCGACAAGGCGCUCUUCGUGGCUCCCCACCGCGCCGCUUCCUCCACAUCCGCCAGGCGACCCACCUUUGAUCUGCGGCACACCCGCACACCCAGCGAGGUUACCGCCACGAGUCGACCCACUACACCGAAGAUGCGUAGUGGCAAUUCAUCCACCACGGCUAUCGAGGGUAUGCCUGAAAAAGAGGGCAGGCUUAGUGACCGUCUCAGCGGGUCAAGCCUGGUGGGAAGCUGGGAUGAUGACGGAACAGCCGCCCUGCUGCGGAAUCUGUGGGAGAAGUCGAUGGACCUGAGUGGUAGUGGGGAAUAG
Molecule: messenger RNA, 1779 nt
Organism: Geosmithia morbida
Lineage: Eukaryota; Fungi; Ascomycota; Sordariomycetes; Hypocreales; Bionectriaceae
Exons: 1
Coding region: 1-1779 (592 amino acids)
Cellular component (GO): fungal-type vacuole membrane; TORC1 complex
Source: RefSeq, a predicted model, not a curated record